AUGGAGAAAGAGUUUGAUUCCAAGCUUAGAAUAGAGAAAGAUCAUGGUGGUAUCAACAAUCAUCCUCAGAGAUCCAAGAGCUUUGCGUUUAGGGCGCCUCAAGAGAAUUUUAGCAUCAAAGACUUCGAAUUGGAGAAGAUUUAUGGAGUCGGUUCAUAUUCCAAGGUUGUGAGGGCAAAGAAAAAAGACACAGGAAAUGUUUAUGCCAUGAAGAUCAUGGAUAAAAAGUUCAUCACGAAAGAAAACAAAACUGCGUAUGUGAAAUUGGAGCGCAUCGUAUUGGACCAGUUAGAUCAUCCUGGUGUAGUGCGAUUGUUUUUCACUUUUCAAGAUACUUUCUCACUCUACAUGGCGCUUGAAUCGUGCGAUGGCGGAGAACUUUUUGAUCAAAUAACCAGGAAAGGCCGUUUGUCUGAGGAUGAGGCUCGUUUUUACGCAGCAGAAGUUGUGGAUGCUCUCGAAUAUAUACAUAGUAUGGGACUGAUACAUCGUGAUAUUAAGCCAGAGAAUCUGCUACUUACUACAGAUGGGCAUAUAAAGAUAGCUGAUUUUGGUAGUGUGAAGCCAAUGCAAGGCAGCCGAAUAACUGUCCUUCCCAAUGCAGCAUCAGAUGACAAGGCAUGCACUUUUGUGGGAACAGCCGCUUAUGUGCCUCCUGAAGUUCUGAAUUCCUCCCCAGCAACUUUUGGGAAUGACCUGUGGGCGCUUGGAUGUACAUUGUACCAAAUGCUUUCAGGGACUUCUCCUUUUAAAGAUGCUAGUGAAUGGCUAAUCUUCCAAAGAAUUAUUGCUAGAGAUAUCAGAUUUCCAAACUACUUUUCAACCGAAGCACGAGACCUGAUCGAUCAGUUAUUGGACAUAGAUCCGAGUAGGCGACCAGGGGCAGGACCUGGUGGCUAUGCUUCACUUAAAAACCAUCUUUUUUUCAAAGGGAUUGAUUGGACAAAUUUGAGGGAAGGAACUACCCCACCUAAACUUGCUUUGGAGCCAAGGGCUCAAUCCACUGGAGGUCAAGAGCAAGGCUCGUUUUCAGCAACAAGAACAAAUGAUGAUGGAAAUGCAUCGGCUUCUGAAGCUGGUAGCAUAACUAGGCUUGCUUCCAUUGAUUCUUUUGAUUCAAAAUGGAAACAAUUCUUGGAGCCCGGAGAAUCGGUGCUCAUGAUCUCCAAUGUGAAGAAAUUGCAGAAACUGACGAACAAGAAAGUGCAACUUAUCCUCACAAACAAACCAAAGUUAAUUUAUGUGGAUCCUGCAAAACUUGUGGUCAAAGGAAAUAUAAUAUGGUCCGAUAACCCUAACGAUCUCAGCAUUCAAGUCACAAGCCCUUCGAACUUCAAGAUUUGCACUCCGAAGAAGGUUAUGUCAUUUGAGGAUGCGAAACAAAGAGCAAUGCAAUGGAAAAAGGCAAUCGAGACCCUUCAAAACCGGUGA
Molecule: messenger RNA, 1431 nt
Organism: Striga hermonthica
Lineage: Eukaryota; Viridiplantae; Streptophyta; Magnoliopsida; Lamiales; Orobanchaceae
Source: the annotation of a GenBank genome assembly